Solanum pennellii is the source of this 2734-nucleotide messenger RNA. RefSeq names its product WEB family protein At5g16730, chloroplastic-like. The record is from RefSeq and is a predicted model, not a curated record. NCBI's taxonomy places the organism in Eukaryota, Viridiplantae, Streptophyta, Magnoliopsida, Solanales, Solanaceae. The coding region runs from base 654 to 2408 and encodes 584 amino acids. The transcript has 2 exons.
AUCUCUUUAAACAACAUUAUCUUGAAACUCGCGAAGAUGAGAUAUGAAACUUUGACCAUUAUCUCUUUAAACAACAUUAUGUUGAAACUCGCGAAGACGUGAUAUGAAACUUUGACCAUUAUCUCUUUAAACAACAUUAUGUUGUCGUAAAUCUCUUCUAGAAUGUCAAAUCAGCAAAAGAAAAAAAAAUUGUCUCAAAUCUUCCUAACAAACCUCCUUCCACUUCGGACUUCGUCAAAAACCAAACGUUCUCUCCCAUAAAAAACAGGGAUUUCAACACGUAACACACAAAUGUUUAUCUAAAUCUUUUGGCCACAAUGUCUUGACUCAUUUUUAUUGGCUCACAAUGCUUUUCCUAGUGUUAUAUGUGUCUACACUAAAUAUUAAUUUUUGAAAUUCAGAGGUUUUCUAGGAUACAGUUUGUUAAGGUUUUUAUGUGGUUUCUUUCUUCUUCUUUUUUUCUUGGUUUUUGAGUUUUCAUAAGAAUGAAGAUUUGAACUUUAGAAUAUUAUUAAAGAUUUGUACAUUUGGAGUCUAUAUAUUUUGGACACCAAAAAACCCCCUUGAAAGUUAUAACGAUUUAUGCUUUAUUUUCUUGUUCUUGAAAGAAAUACCUCAUAGAUUGGUCACUAUAUCCAAGAAUUGAUCACCAAAUGGGAAAAUUUGCGGAGGAGGAGGUUAGGCAUAUGAAAGAGGUAGCUCAUGAAGCUCAGGCAAUGGAUAUACUAUACAAUUUCAAGAAAAGGGUUCAUGAACUAGAAGCUGAAGUAGCGCAUAGACGAUUAACAGAGUCUAAAAUAUUCGAUUCAUUGGCCUCACAGACAAGGGAAUUUGAGCUAACUAAGAUUGAACUUGAAGAAUCCAAAGUUGAGAUAUCUUUACUUCAUGAAGAGAUUGAAUCACUACUGGCUUCAUCUGAGCAAAAUCGCUGGCGUUGUGAUGGUUCUUGUAGUGGAAAGAUUGCUUUAGAGAAGGAACUUGGAUGCCUUAGGUUUGAACUUGGAUUAGCAAAGGCGAAUUUAGCUAUGAUCCAAGAAAGAGAGAGGUUUGCUUCAUCAAAAGCUAAGGCAUUGAGUGAUGAGGUACAUUUGGUUAGAAAUGAACUUAAAUUUGCAACUUAUGCAGAAGAAAAAAGCCAAAAGGCCUUGGAUGAUUUAGCGUUAGCGUUGAAAGAGAUUGCUGCUGAAGCUUAUGAGGCCAAGGAGAAACUAAGUGCUUCUCAAUUAGAACUCGAACAAGUUAAAGAUGAGGCAGGACAAUUGAAACAAAUGGUUAGAAACGCGGAGGCUAGAUAUCAAAAGCUUUUGAAUGAGGCGAAAAAGGAAAGUGAACUACAUAGAGAAACAGCAGACAGAUUAAGCAGACUGGAGUUUGAUGAGUCACGUUUGGCUGAAAAUGAGACGAGGUACUUAACGUGUAUAAAGAAAGCUGAAGAAGAAAAGAAGCUAGCUCAGGAUGAGGCUGCUACACUCGCGGUGUCUCUUAAAGCAGCUGAGCGUAUCACUAGAGCAGCAAAGAGAGAAGUUUACAAAUUGAAGGGCAUAUUGAAGCAGGCUAUAAAUGAAGCAGACGCUGCAAAAACUGCAGCUGGCCUAGCUAGAGAUGAAAACAUUCAACUCAAGGAUUCUAAAGCUGAAAAGGAGGAAUCAAUUCGUGUACUUACUCAAGAGAAUGAACGACUUGAGAUCAAUGAAGUUGCAGCUCAAGAAAACGUCAAGAAGUUAAAAAGGUUGCUCUCUUCAUCAGCACUCAAAACCGAAGAUAGGGAGCAAGAAGAGGAGCAUUAUGAGGAUCUCCAUAUCAAGAACACUUCCAGCAGUGUAAAUCUGCAACAAGAACAAGAAAAUUUAGAAGCCAAAAUCCAAGAUGAGAAUCUCGAAAUGGCCAAGGCACUUAAGGACACAAUAUUUGAAAUAAAUGAAUCACCAAAAUCAGAGCUCCAUAUAUCAAAACAAGUAUCUCAUCAUCGGAGAGCAUCCUCGUUUGCCUUCUCAGAUGAUACAGGAACACUAGAAACAAAAGACUUGAGCAUGUCUUUGAGCAAAUCUUCGUCAUCACUCAACACCAAGGAUAAGGAGCAAGAAGAGGAACUCCAAGUUACGAAAAAGCUCAAGUUGCAACAAGAACAAGAAGAUUUGAAAGAGAAAAUCCAAGAUAAGGAUCCUGAAAAGGCUGAAACACUUGAGAGGUCAAUAAUUGAAUCACCAAAACCCGAGGCAGAUCCCCAUACACCAGAAAAGGUUCCUCAUCACCGGAUAGAUUCCUCUUCUUCCUCCUCAGAUGAUGGAGGAUCACUAAAAACUGAAGAUUCUAUCAGUGAUAGAAGUCCUAUCAGGAGGAAAAGAACAUUGUUUCGAAAAGUUGGUGAUCUCAUAAGGAGGAAAAGUUUUCAUAAAACCAUCUACUGAAUAGGCCUUUGUUCUGUAUAUACAUCUUGAAAUUACAAUGCUUCAUUUUUCUUUAUCAGAGAUAACUGUACAAACAUGAGUUUAAGUUCUUCCCAUUAAUAGUGUAAGUUGCUCGGACUCUCCAAAAACGUUGUCACACUCGUGUCAGAUCCUCCAAAAAUACACCAUCUUUGAAGGAUUUGACACGCAUAUGAUGACAGUAUGAAGAGUCCGAGUAACAUAUGUCAGGUUAAGUAAGGCUAACAUAGUUGCCUAAAUAAUAAAAUACUCUAAUAACUUGCUGUACAUAAUCGGAUUGUAUUGAUAGCGUAAAAUAUUCUUUAUAA